UGUGUGGGGUGUGAAACCCGCUCGGUCUUUUCCUGCGACUCUGCAUCAUAACCUGGAACAUGCCGGCUAAAGGUCCCCUGCAGUCCGUCCAGGUUUUUGGACGUAAAAAAACAGCCACUGCUGUCGCUCACUGUAAGAGGGGUAAUGGCCUCAUCAAGGUGAAUGGCAGACCUCUGGAAAUGAUCGAGCCAAGGACUCUCCAGUACAAGCUGUUGGAGCCAGUUCUUCUCCUGGGCAAGGAGCGCUUUGCUGGUGUUGAUAUCAGAGUUCGUGUGAAGGGUGGUGGUCAUGUUGCACAGAUCUAUGCCAUCCGUCAAGCCAUAUCCAAAUCCCUGGUUGCGUACUACCAGAAGUAUGUGGAUGAGGCUUCAAAGAAGGAAAUCAAGGACAUCCUUAUCCAGUAUGACAGGACCCUGCUAGUUGCUGAUCCCCGUCGCUGCGAGUCCAAGAAGUUCGGUGGACCUGGUGCCCGUGCUCGCUACCAGAAGUCCUACCGUUAAACUUUGUGUGUACAUUUUCAUCAAUCAAUAAAUCUGGAUCCAAAACAUCUUGCAUUCUUUUUAUGUAAUAUUUGUGUCUGUUUGUAAUAAAAGAAAAGACCCUUAAUUUUAA
Molecule: messenger RNA, 612 nt
Organism: Lepisosteus oculatus (spotted gar)
Lineage: Eukaryota; Metazoa; Chordata; Actinopteri; Semionotiformes; Lepisosteidae
Gene: rps16
Product: ribosomal protein S16
Biological process (GO): translation; maturation of SSU-rRNA from tricistronic rRNA transcript (SSU-rRNA, 5.8S rRNA, LSU-rRNA)
Cellular component (GO): ribosome; cytosolic small ribosomal subunit
Molecular function (GO): RNA binding; structural constituent of ribosome
Source: RefSeq, a predicted model, not a curated record